Silurus meridionalis is the source of this 1944-nucleotide messenger RNA. It is a transcript of the gene fam8a1b, whose product is annotated as family with sequence similarity 8 member A1b. The record is from RefSeq and is a predicted model, not a curated record. The coding region runs from base 34 to 1038 and encodes 334 amino acids. NCBI's taxonomy places the organism in Eukaryota, Metazoa, Chordata, Actinopteri, Siluriformes, Siluridae. The transcript has 5 exons.
CAGCCGCCGUAUGCUUAGGAUGACAGAGCUGUCAUGGCGGACUCCCUGGACGGAGGAGUACACGACGUGAAGAGAACUGUUUCCCUAAGCGACAGUGAGAAAGAGAUGAACGCCUUUUCCAGUCCCGGUUCAGAACCGGUGUCUGACCUAAUAACCACAUCACAAUAUUGUGAGAAACUGCAGGAAUGGAUGUGGCAGUAUUACUGCGGAUAUAUCAGCUGGCAAAGCUGGGCCAGUGUGUUUCCUUUUCCGCCCUGUCUACCAGCACAGGCAGCGAGCGGGAGCCUGAGAGUUUCAACUUGGGGGGCGGAUUUGACUAACCCAGACCUACGCACCUGGAUUACUCAUUCGUUUGGUGUCCCCUUGUCUUCUUUUCCGUCAAUUCAUGUCCCUUCUGCCAGUCCAGCUGCCAAUAACACGAGUGGUAGACAGGUAGAGUUAAAUGGCCAGAGUCAGAAUGUUCCUGUCCCCCAACACCUGCAACAAAAUGGAAACGCCCAACAACCAGGUCGAGAAUAUCUGAUUCCUUCUCCACUCCACCGCUUCUUGGCUGAGAUGGUGGACUUCUUCAUCCUCUUCUUCAUCAAAGCAACCAUCAUCCUAAGCAUAAUACACCUCAGUGGAAUGAAGGACAUCUCAAAAUUCGCCAUGCACUUCAUUGUGGAGGAAAUAGAUGAAGACACGUCAAUGGAGGAGCUGCAGAAAAUGAUGCUCGUGGCUCUUGUGUACCGGAUAUUGGUGUGCUUCUAUGAGAUUAUAUGUAUUUGGGGAGCUGGUGGAGCCACGCCAGGGAAAUUUCUGCUUGGUCUGCAAGUGGUCACAUGCGACACUUCUAUGCUGGUGCAGCCCAACCGGGUACGAGUGGUGCCAGCAACUAACGUCAGUCUGUCAGCGUCAACCAUCCGAGCUCUAAACAAAAAUUUCUCCAUUGCAUUUUUUUUCCCGGCGUUUAUCACGCUGCUCUUUUUCCAGCACAACAGAACUGUGUAUGAUAUCGUGGCAGGGACUAUAGUGGUCAAGAGAAACCGACUCAGGUGAUCGCUGAUCAGGAUCUUAACAUGCUGAGGAAACAACUCCACACGUAGAACCGAUCCAAAGAGCUGCUGGCUCACAGGAAAAAGCAAAAUGAGGGAAUCGUCUGAGGAAAUCGUCGAACAGAGAACUGUGACAUCAAGCAUUUUUUCACUCCAGGUGCACAGAGGGAGCGUUUCAAUGAAUUGCUAUAGCAAGUGAUUUCUUUUUUAUUUUUAUUUAUUGUAUUUACAAGAAUUUGAUCAUAUGCAGUGCAAUACGCAGCAUGCAAUAUCCAAUAAGUGUACGUUUUCUAUGCUGAUUACUGCAUUUAGCAUGCUCUGUGUCAGAUCAAUUAAACAAGCAAGUCAGUCGAAAUGAUCUAAACGUUUAUGACCCUGAAAGACAGAAAAUCACGGUCGUUUUUUUCUUUAUACCUUUUGUGUCGCUGCCUUCAUUAAGAAUCGAAUGUACACUGGACUGAUGGCUAAAUACUGUACAUGUAAUUCUUUUUUAAACAUCAUUCUCCAGCAGAACCAUUCAGAUCUUAAUCACAGUAAUUUCAUUAAAAACUUACACAUUAUAUUAAACCCUUUUCAUUUAUUUUACUCAAAAUGUUGGAAUGAUUUGUGCCUUUAUUGUGCCUUUAAUAGAAAUGCGCUAAUAAAUUUUUCCAGGAUGUAAAUAAUGAUUGCAUGUAUUAUUAUAGUCAUCUUUUGAGUUUUUCAGUGAUGCCUAGAUUUGUGCAUAUCAUCCAAAUGUUUCGCAAGUUGGAGUGAAAUGUCACUACGCUGCUGUUUACGUUAAUUCUCUCAAGCAUUUUUAACGAAAUGACAGCUGAAUGAAAAUCUGGUGAAAAACAAACCAGAAGACACACUUUCUCUUUAUUACAAUUCAGUUUGACCAACAUAAAGUCAUUUACACUUCUGCAAA